AUGAUUAAUGUACCAAUAAAAACUAAUGUUUGUAAAAAAUGUAAUGAUUGUUUUCAACACGAAGAAACUGUUGCAUUAUUUAAACAACAUCAAUAUCAUUUUCAUUGUUUUUUAUGUAUUGAUUGUAAAAAACAAUUAUCACAUGAAUCAUUUUAUCUUGAUGAAAAACUUCAAUUAGAUAUAUCAAAUCCACAAGUUUAUUGUGAAACAUGUUAUUAUAAACGAUGUUCAUCAUGUAUUGAAUGUAAUCAAAUAUUUACUCCAACAUCGAUUAUUAUUGAAUUUCAAGGACAAGAAUAUCAUAACGAAUGUUUUAUUUGUAAAAAAUGUCGAAUAACAUUAAAAAAUAAAAUAUUUUAUUCGAAAAAUAAUUUUUUAUAUUGUCAACAGUGUAUGAAUGAUAUUGAACCAUGUAUAAUGACAUUAAAAACAUCACAAAUAUUAAAUGAUCAAUGUAAAAAAUGUGGAAAAAAUUUUCUUAAUGGUGAAGCAAUAUCAAUGUAUCAAUGUGAUUAUUAUCAUCCGGAUUGUUUUCGUUGUGGAAAUUGUAAAAAAUUAAUUGUUAGUCAAGGAUUUUUUCGUCAAGAAGAUGGAUGUCUUUAUUGUUUAAAUUGUCAUAUUGAUAAUGGACCACAUUGUAUGAUAUGUAAAGAACCAUUUUUAACAGGAGAAAUUUUAAGUCAAUUUGAUGGAAAACAAUUUCAUAAUACUUGUUUUCUAUUUAUUAUUCUAUCAUUAACUUUUCAAUCAUUAUCAUCUAUUCCGGUAAAAACACAACAAUCUGAAGGCAGUUUUAUUCAAAAUGAUGAAGAAUUUAUUCCUACAAAUGAAUGGCAAAUUGUUAAAGAAGGUCAAGCUAUACCACCUGGUCUUCAUGUUCGAUUGGAUUUACAAACUGGUAUUCGAGAAGCAAAAUUACUUGAAGAUAAUAAACAAAAACUUACAUCUAAUGAUAUUAUCCCAAUUUCAACAAAUGAUAAUGAAAAAGAAAAAAUUAGUAAAGAAAAUCUUGAACGAGCAUUUGCUAAUCUUGAUUUAAGUAAAGAUGAUAUUAUAACAGAUAAAAAACAUGAAGAAGAAAUUAAAACAAAAUUUCGUCCAUAUGAUGAUUUAAAAAAAGAUUUUCAAUCAAUGAAUAUAAAAAUUCAAACUGAUAAUGAAAUUUUAACAAAUCUUAUUAAUCAAUUAACUAAAACUAAUAAUGAACAUGAUCUCAAGACAAUUUUAACUGAUCUUGAAUAUUAUCUUCAUCAAUAUGAUAAUGCAAUACUCUUCUCUGACAUGAAUGGUCUUGAAUUACUUAUUAAAUUGCUUAAUACAACAAAUACAAAUAAUGAUGAUAUUCGUCAUUUAACAAGUCUUGCAAUAGGUGCAGCUUUUCAAGGAAAUCCAAAAGUUCAAUUAAAAGGAUUAAAUCUUGGUUUUGUUCGAUAUUUAUUACAUUUAAUUAAUAUAGAAACAAAUAAUAAUAUUAAAUAUCGUCUUCUUUUUACAUUAUCAACAUUAUUAAGAAAUUUUCCACAAGGACAAAGAAGUUUUCUUGAACAUGGUGGAAUUGAAACAAUAAUUAAAAUUUUUGAACAAAAUAAUUCAAAUAAUAAAAUAAAAACCAGAGCUAUGGAACUUAUGAAUGAUCUUAUUCUAGAAAAAAAUCAAGCUAUGGAUGAUAAACAACAUGCCUAUGAAAAUAUUAAUAUUCGUGAUGAAUUAGUUAAACAUAAUUGGUGUUCACAUAUAUCUUAUUAUUUAAUAUCAAUUGAUCUUAACGAUUUUGACCAUAUUGAAAAGAUACUUAUGGCAAUGAUGCCAUUAACAGAUGUGUGUCGAAUUGACUUUGUUUCAUUAGUACCAAUUCUUGACAAACUUAAUGAUAUUUAUACAAAAACAAAUCCUAAUGAAUAUUCAAUGUAUAUGGAGUUUUUAACUAAUAUACAAAAUCUUCGUAAAAAUUUAUUGCAAACAUCAUCAACUGAUUUAUAG
Molecule: messenger RNA, 1980 nt
Organism: Rotaria sordida
Lineage: Eukaryota; Metazoa; Rotifera; Eurotatoria; Philodinida; Philodinidae
Source: the annotation of a GenBank genome assembly